GCGCCCUUCCUCGAGAAUAAAGCCGUUUAAAUUGUCCACCUCUGUGUCAGUUACAGAUAGACGUUGAUGAAUCAAGUGUGCGUUACGCUACAGUGUUAACACCCCAAGAGGACAACUUGUGUUUUUUCCUGGUUCUUCGCGAUUUCGUAUAGGUAGUUAAUUACUUUUGUUACGAGAUUUAGUCAAGUAGCUACUGUAGCUAUUUGCAGUUCGGGUAGAUAACUAGAAGGUACCCUUGUUGAUACUGACUGCUAACAUUGCGCUAGCUGUGCAGCUAGUGUUAUAUGCUUGCUGGUUGCUAGGACGUAGCAAAGGAAAUUAGUCAUUAGGAAGCAUUAUUUUAAGGCUGUUGGACUAGCUAACGUUAUUGCUGGCAAUACUUAAAAUCAAGAAUUGUGCGAAAGGCAACAAAUCGGAUAUGACUGCAGAAGAAGUGACCAACGGAGGACAACAAGCCAUGGAGGGAGAAGAUAUAACACAGAAGAGAGAUGGGGGAGUUUUAAAGCUGGUGAAGAAGGAGGGAACGGGGACCGAGCUCCCGAUGACCGGAGACAAGGUCUUCGUGCACUAUGUGGGCACGCUGCUGGACGGCACCAAAUUCGACUCCAGCCGCGACCGCGGCGACAAGUUCUCCUUCGAGCUCGGGAAAGGUCAGGUGAUCAAGGCCUGGGACCUGGGCGUGGCCACCAUGAAGAUCGGAGAGGUGUGCCAGCUCAUCUGCAAGCCCGAGUAUGCCUACGGUUCAGCCGGGAGCCCCCCGAAAAUCCCCCCCAAUGCCACCCUGAUAUUUGAGAUCGAGCUGUUUGAGUUCCACGGGGAGGACGUGACCGAGGAUGAGGACGGUGGCAUCAUCCGCAGGAUCAUAACGAAGGGGCAAGGCUACACCAAGCCCAACGAGGGGGCCACAGUGGAAGUGACCUUGGAGGGCAAGUUUGAGGACAGGGUGUUUGACGAGAGGGAGAUGAAGUUUGAGGUCGGGGAUGGCGAGAACCUGGGACUGCCUAUGGGUGUGGAGAAAGCCAUCAUGGCCAUGGAGGAGGGAGAAGAGUCCCUCUUCACCCUCGCGCCAAAGUACGGGUAUGGCAGCGCAGGAAAUGCCAAGUUUGACAUUCCGCCGGGCGCCACCCUCCAGUACAAACUGAAGCUGUCGGCCUUUGAGAAGGCCAAGGAGUCCUGGGAAAUGAACACGGCUGAGAAACUGGAACAGAGUGCCAUCGUAAAAGAGAAGGGAACACAGUAUUUUAAAGACGGGAAGUUCAAGCAGGCGUCGGUGCAGUACAAGCGCAUCGUGUCGUGGCUGGAGCACGAGUCGGGCCUGCAGGAGGAGGACGAGCAGAAGGCCCGCGCCCUGCGGCUGGCCGCGCACCUCAACCUGGCCAUGUGCUACCUGAAGAUGCAGGAGCAGAGCCUGGCGCUGGAGAACUGCGACAAGGCCCUGGAGCUGGACGACAGCAACGAGAAGGCCUUGUUCCGGCGGGGGGAGGCCCUCUUCGCCAUGAAGGAGUUUGAGCGGGCGCGGGCCGACUUCCAGAAGGUGGUGCAGCUGUACCCCGCCAACAAGGCCGCCAAGGCCCAGGUGGCCGUCUGCCAGCGGCAGAUCAAGGAGCAGCACGAGAAGGACAAGCGCCUCUACGCCAACAUGUUCCAGAAGUUCGCCGCGAGGGACGCCAAGAAGGAGGCGGUGAAGGUGGAGAAGGAUGGGAAGAGUGAAAAUGGCGGCGAGGUGGAGGUGGAGAUGGAGGACGGUGCAGUGCCAGAGGAAGCGGCAGCUUAGACGGCCACCUUUUUCUCUCUCCUCUUUUUUUAAAAAAAUUUUUGUUUUUCGUCUCAUUUUGUUUUGCUCAUGUUUUUUUUUUUGUUUUUGUUUUUUUUUUCUUCCUUUUUUCUUUUUUUUUUUUUGUCCUUUGGAACUUUUGUAACUUAAAAAGAAAAAAAGUUGUGUGUUUUGUAGAGCGUGUUCUGUGUGUGGGUGAGAGACGGAGGUUUAACUUUGCUGUAUCAGCCCCCCCUCCCCCCCGGGGGGUGGGGGGGGCGAGGAAGGCUUUGCACUUUUGCUGGAGUGUCGCUGGUUGAGUUCUACAUGACGGUUUACUGUGUGGCUGUUCCGCCUGUGGGCCUGGCAGCCGUGUCCCGUCUGUGCGCAGGCCCCAGGCCCCAGGCCCCAGAGCUCAUGUCGUGGGACGUCCCGAAGCGAGGCACUUCUGUGUGCGCCCCCGUGUGCACCGAACGGGGGGACGAGUGGCUUUUUUGGCGGAAGGCUGGGUCAGUACGGGCGCAGGGCGUGAGGUUAGGCUCCUUGGUGGUGGUGUUGGGGGGGGUGGGGGGUGGGGUGGGGUGUUGCUCUGCGUCUCCCUGGUGUUUAAUGUCCUGUCCAGUGAUGGAACCCAAAAACUCCCAAAAAGGGCUAUCCCGUCAGUGCCAGUCACCGCCGCCGGGCCCAGCCGGUGCAGGGCCGACCCGGUCCUGCUGCCAGGCGGGCCCGGCCCGACCCGAAUCAGCGGUGUCCGCUGCGCACCCUGCAGAGACCCGCGCCCCUUCCCAACGAGCGUCUGCUGGACACUGAGGAGCGGGGCGCUCAGAAGUCUCCAUCGCGCCCUGAGGCUCCCGUCCAGGGCACCACUGACUCCCCAAAGGCCGUCUGAACAAUGUGUGACGCUGUCAGUGUCUCCUGUGUGCCCGGCGAGGGGAAGCCAGCCGCACGUUUUUAAGCUACAGCAACGAGCGUCGGAGGCCACCGCCCAUGAAAUGAAAGCUUGCAGUGUGGCGCAAAUGAAUUUGUAUUUGUCCUUUUGACUCUGUACAGCCUGGGUAACAAAACACUGUUUGUCUUUUUGGUUUGUAGAUUUAAUUUUUUUUUUAAUUAUUAAUUGAGUGUAAUUUCUGUGUAAUUUGUUCCUUUUCUGAAUUCGUAUGGUCAUUUGUAUCAUGAAGAAUAUUUAAACUGGAAGACCGCUGAAGGCUGACCGUAGCCAGCAAAGUGAAUCUGUUUCCUCUUUGGACAAAAUGUAGCCCCUACCGCUCUGUCCUAUAGUCUUAGCAGCGCUGGUUGACACUGAGUCUGGUGUGUGACGGAUGGGGAUGGUGUGGCUGGCCUUGUGAGGCUGUGAGGAAAGGGAGGCGUCGGCCUGGUUUUUUCCCUCGGUGAGAGAGAGCGCGUUUCCUCGUACCGCCAGACUGGCUUCAGCUACCAGCACCUGCAGAAUAGCGUGUUGGUGUUUCCUGAAUGUCUCAUUGUUUAAAGCAACCAAAUUCUGUGCAGCUCCAGUGAUGGCAAUAAAUGAGUCUCCGCUUA
Molecule: messenger RNA, 3292 nt
Organism: Anguilla anguilla (European eel)
Lineage: Eukaryota; Metazoa; Chordata; Actinopteri; Anguilliformes; Anguillidae
Gene: fkbp4
Product: FKBP prolyl isomerase 4
Exons: 10
Coding region: 419-1774 (451 amino acids)
Molecular function (GO): peptidyl-prolyl cis-trans isomerase activity; protein binding
Source: RefSeq, a predicted model, not a curated record